This is a messenger RNA of Apodemus sylvaticus (European woodmouse), 1769 nucleotides long. RefSeq names its product olfactomedin-4-like. Bases 1 to 1491 code for a protein of 496 amino acids. Gene Ontology annotation, biological process: signal transduction. NCBI's taxonomy places the organism in Eukaryota, Metazoa, Chordata, Mammalia, Rodentia, Muridae. The transcript has 6 exons. The record is from RefSeq and is a predicted model, not a curated record.
AUGCAGUCUAACCCAGCUCUUUUGGCCUCCUUUCUACUGCUGCUGCCCCUGGUGCUUCCAGGACAGCCUCAGCUGGUGAGAAGUCUAUUAAACUCCAUGGAUGAGAGUGGCACUUUCCAGUGUGUGGUCCAUCUACCCAACAACUCUAUCUUCCUGCAACAGCUGGAACAGCUACAGAGUACAUUACAGGAGCUCAUUGGCAAGUAUGAACAAGAGCUGUCCAGGGCCAAGGGAUAUGUACUUGACAUUGAAGAUCAAGACAGCCAGACUCCAGAACUGAGUCACAUGGUGGAGUCCAGGAAUCUUGGUGUCACUGUGCCCCAAUAUGACAACCCAGCUUUCAAACUGCUACGCUUGGAGCUAGAAGGAGCACAGGAGCUGGCAGCCCAGCUUAAGGCUAAUGGAGGUGUCAGUGGGGCCACAGACCUCCUCCAUCAACUUCAGAACCAGGUGACCAAUGCCAGUCUGACCCUGAAGCUUCUGGUCGACUCUGACCGCCAAAGCUUUCAUGCUUUGCAAGAGGAAGUGGACAUUCUUGAAGGCCAACUAAGUGAGUGUGAGAGGGAAAAGGAACAGGAACAGUCCUCCAGACACCCUGGUCCACCCCUGGCUCCUGGUUCCUGCGCUCAUGGAGGCCUGCAGAAAGUGAGCAGACCCCUUGUAGUAAAGCUCAAUUGGAGGGGUUUAUCAUAUAAGGCAGGUGCCUGGGGUCGCGACUCAGCACCCAAUCCAGCUUCUUCCCUUUACUGGGUGGCUCCUCUGCGUGCUGAUGGCAGGUACUUUGACUACUAUAGGCUGCACAGAUCCUAUGGUGACCUGGUGCUGCUAAAGCACUAUGAGCAGUGGAAGAUGGGCUAUGGUGACGGCAGUGGCAAUACCGUGUACAAGAACUUCAUGUACUUUAACUACUAUGGCACAAGAGACAUGGCCAAGGUGGACCUUUCCUCCAACACCCUAGUGCUGCGACGCCCACUGCCUGGUGCCACCUACAACAACCGCUUCUCAUAUGCGUGUGUGCCUUGGACUGACAUAGAUUUUGCUGGUGAUGAGAAGGGACUGUGGGUAUUAUAUGCCACAGAGGAGAGCAAAGGCAAUCUGGUUGUUAGUCUUCUCAAUGAUAGUACCUUAGAAGUUGAGCAAACCUGGUAUACCAGCCAGUAUAGGCCUGCUCUUUCAGGGGCCUUCAUGGCCUGUGGGGUGCUCUAUGCAUUGCGAUCACUAAGCACUCGUCAAGAGGAAAUAUUUUAUGCUUAUGACACAACUACUGGGCAGGAACACCACCUCAGCAUCCUGUUGGACAAGAUGCUGGAAACUCUGCAUGGCAUCAAUUAUUGCCCUUGGGAUCACAGGCUCUAUGUUUAUAACGAUGGAUUCUUAAUAAAUUAUGAUCUCACCUUCUUGACACUAAAGCAAAAGGUACCAGGCUCUCCCAUGAAAAAGCCUUCUGGGGCUCCAACUCCAUCCAAACUUAUCAAGUCCAACAAGCCAUAGGAGACUCCAUGACUCACCAGGGUCCUACUAGAAGUAUGUUCUCUUCCUCCCCUCUAGAAGAACAACUCCCUCAAUAACUAUCCAUCCAAAUGAUUGAAGUACACCGGUUUUGUUUUGUAUGUAAUCAAUAUCUCAGUCAACACAUUAAAGUGCUAAUAAUGGCCUGGAAGGAUUUGACUAAGAAACAAAAUACAUUGUUAGCUAGGAAGGGUUCGGGAGGCAGUUGAGUGUUGAAUCAUGUGUUUAGCAUGUACCAGGCCCCAGAUUCAAUGCCUAGC